AUGAAGUUGUGCCCUUCCACUGCCUGCGUGAGUCACCUGUUGGGGGAUGGGAACCGAGGUGACCGAGGGAGUCUCUCAGAGAUGAGGUUUUCCAUGAGCUUGACUCAGGCCUACGUGAGGAGUCUGGCUGGUGAAUUCGUGAGUGAAGCCCUGCUGGUGCCUGAAGGCUGUCGGUUCUUGCACCAGGAGCGUAUGGACCAUUCUGGCAGGAGGCAUCAGGAGGCUCAGGAGGCCUGCAGCUCCCAGGGCCUCAUCCUCCAUGGCUCUGGCAUGCUUUUGCCCUGUGGCUCUGACCGGUUCCGAGGUGUGGAGUAUGUGUGCUGCCCGCCCCCAGCAACUCCCAACCCUUCCCAGAUGGCAGUUGGGGAUCCCUCUACCCGGUCCUGGCCCCUGGGGGGCAGAGCAGAGGAAGGCGAGGAUGAGGAAGAGGUGGGAUCCUUCCCUCAGCCGGUCGAUGAUUACUUCGUGGAGCCCCCUCAGGCUGAAGAAGAGGAGGAGGAGGAGGAGAAAAGGGUCCCACCCCCCAGUUCCCACACUCCUGUCAUGAUCAGCAAAGUCACUCCCACCCCAAGGCCCACUGAUGGUGUGGAUGUUUACUUUGGCAUGCCUGGGGAAAUCAGCGAGCAUGAGGGUUUCCUGAGGGCCAAGAUGGACCUGGAGGAGCGGAGGAUGCGCCAGAUUAAUGAGGUGACCAUACCAGGAAACCCGACAUCACCACAUGACUCCAAAAAUACAGGGGACUGGAACUCACUCUGUAGACCAGGCUGGCCUCGAACUCACAGAGAUCUGACUGCCUCUGCCUCCAAAGCCUCUGUUACCAUCGUCUAUGGCUGGGAAGUUGUCCACCAGCUCCUCGUCGGAAAACUGGAGGAGCUUCUCCACUCGGAACACUUGGGUCCCAGGCCCUCGGGGCCGGGGAGCAGCCGUGAGGACAAGGGUGGGCUUCAGCCUCCAGAAUCCAAGGAUGACUCCCCAGUGACUCUUCCAAAAGGGUCCACAGACCAAGACUUGUCCUCCUCCGGGAAAGAGAAGUUAUCCCCACUGGAGCAGUAUGAGCAAAGGGUGAAUGCAUCUGUCCCAAGGGGCUUUCCCUUCCACUCAUCAGAUAUCCAACGGGAUGAACUGGCACCGGCUGGGACUGGGGUGUCCCGAGAGGCUGUGUCGGGUCUGCUGAUCAUGGGAGCUGGAGGGGGCUCCCUCAUUGUUCUAUCCUUGCUGCUUCUGCGCAAGAAGAAACCCUAUGGGACUAUCAGCCAUGGGGUGGUGGAGGUGGACCACAUGCUGACCCUGGAAGAGCAGCAACUCCGGGAACUUCAGCGGCAUGGCUACGAGAACCCCACCUACCGCUUCCUGGAGGAACGACCCUGACCCCUGUCCCCGGCUGCCUUCAGCUGAGCCCAGACUGCCCCCCUUCCUGGCCCUCAGUCCCAACCCCCAGCCUCCUCCGGUGGGGGAGGGAGAUCUUGGCAAAUUCAUUCUUAUUUCCCUCUCCCGGUUCCAAAUUCCACCCCCACCCCUCCUAGAAAUUCCUAACUGCUGUCCUACAAGGGACCUCCUCACCUUAAUUUAUUUUAUGUUAAUUUAUUGCUCCUUUAAGGUGACAACCACCCGGGUCCCAGUGUAUGUCGCUCCCUGGAAUUCACCAUCCCAAUAAAGUUUCUUCACUAACAUCCCAAUAAAGUCGUCUUUCCCACCA
This is a messenger RNA of Cricetulus griseus (Chinese hamster), 1696 nucleotides long. NCBI's taxonomy places the organism in Eukaryota, Metazoa, Chordata, Mammalia, Rodentia, Cricetidae. The record is from RefSeq and is a predicted model, not a curated record.